GCGCUGCCGUUUCGAGGGUGAAGCUGCUGGACACCAUGGUGGACACUUUUCUCCAGAAGCUGGUCGCCGCGGGGAGGAAAAGGAGUAGUGUAUAUAUAAGCCGUGCUGACCAGACAGCGCCUCGGACACAUCUUCCCUCCAAACAUGCGGUAUGCGUGCAGCUGCAGUGAUUCGUUUCUCCAGUGUGGGGAUGACUCAUCACGCUGUGGUGUGCAACUUCAGCCCCAGCUACCAGAGAUUCACUGACUGUUACAAGCGCUUCUACCAGUUGCAGCCUGAGAUGACACAGCGGAUCUACAACAAGCUGAUAACACAGUUGCAGACAUCCAUCCGGGAGGAAAUUUCUGAAAUCAAAGUGGAGGGGAAUCUGGAAGCCGUCUUGAACGCCUUGGAUACAAUUGUAGAAGAAGGCAAAGAUCGAAAGGAGCCAGCCUGGCGCCCUAGCGGGGUCCCAGAGAAGGACCUGCGCAGCACCUUGCUGCCCUACUUCCUGCAGCAGCGGGACGCCCUGCAGCGCCGUGUGCAGAAGCAAGAGGCGGAGAACAGGCAGCUGGCAGAUGCCAUCGUGGCCGGGCGCAAGCAGCUAGAGGAGCUGCAGCUGCAGAGCCGGGCGCAGCAGCAGGCCUGGCAGGCUCUGCAUAGAGAACAGAAGGAACUGUUGGCCGUGCUGCGGGAGCCUGAGUGAGGAGGCCAGACCUAGGAGCAGAGGGCAGUUAAGGUCAAGGGCCUGUGGCCGGCAUGCUGGCUGGGAUGAGCUGCCUCUGGGAACAGCUGCAGCUGGGCCCGUCCCUAAGCAGUGAUGGAACUUGCUGGAGGACCAGGCCUGAGCAGGCCACUGCCCCUGUGGCUUUGGGGCGCCCUCAGAGUCACAUAUUGACAUGACCUUCAGAAUCUACCCGUUUUCUUCUUACGGGAAGACCCUUACCACUCCCUCCCAGGAAUGGGCGCUUGCUUGCUUGUUCUCCUCUAGGUGACCUGCCCCCUCAAGCAUGUGCUUGCCCUGUGGCUUGGAGCCGCCCCAGGACCUGGCUCUUGGCAUCUGGUUUCAGCUUCCAUGAUUGCCCCCUUGCUGGCCAGCCCAAGGGCCAUGUUCUCCCCACAUCCGUAAAUAAACUUCCUCCCCACACUAUAAUCUGUGAGGAUGCUUCCUCUGCCUGGUCCUCUCCCGGGCCAAGACUGCUCCCAUGCUCCAGCUCUGGCGGCUCUCAGUGGCGGCCUUCUCACAGCCUCCGGGAGGGGCAGAUCGUGGGGCUGUCUGGCACCACGUGCAGAAGGCCCAGAACCCUGUCACAGACACCAGGACCCCUGGAUCCCGGAGGCCAGGGGGAUCACUGUCCCUUCAGG
This is a messenger RNA of Condylura cristata (star-nosed mole), 1344 nucleotides long. Its product is annotated as polyamine-modulated factor 1. Lineage: Eukaryota; Metazoa; Chordata; Mammalia; Eulipotyphla; Talpidae. Gene Ontology annotation, cellular component: MIS12/MIND type complex. Gene Ontology annotation, biological process: chromosome segregation. The record is from RefSeq and is a predicted model, not a curated record. The transcript has 6 exons. The coding region runs from base 152 to 685 and encodes 177 amino acids.